Molecule: messenger RNA, 3165 nt
Organism: Psammomys obesus (fat sand rat)
Lineage: Eukaryota; Metazoa; Chordata; Mammalia; Rodentia; Muridae
Gene: Ptgr2
Product: prostaglandin reductase 2
Biological process (GO): prostaglandin metabolic process
Molecular function (GO): 15-oxoprostaglandin 13-reductase [NAD(P)+] activity
Source: RefSeq, a predicted model, not a curated record
CCGCGAGAUGCCAGGCGACCAGAAGAGCAGGCAUCCGGGCCCGGAAGCUGGUUGAGGGCCGUGGGAAAGGAGGAAACUCCGAGCCGGGGUGAUCCGUGGGCGUCUUCGCCGAGCUCCUGGCCACGGCUGCGGUCUAGCCUGGGACACUAGCCUAGAGCGUGCCCGAUAACAGGAAUGAUUUUAUAUAGAAGUCUUGUGAAACUAUUUGCACAAAUAGAGUGAUGAUUGUACAAAGAGUGGUAUUGAAUUCCCGACCUGGGAAAAAUGGAAAUCCAGUGGCAGAGAAUUUCAGGUUGGAAGAAGUCAGUUUACCAGAUACUAUCAAUGAAGGACAGGUUCAAGUUAGAACUCUUUAUCUCUCUGUGGAUCCUUACAUGCGUUGUAAGAUGAAUGAAGACACUGGCGCCGACUAUUUAGCACCCUGGCAGCUGUCUCAGGUGGUUGAUGGUGGAGGUAUUGGAAUUAUAGAAGAGAGCAAGCACAUAAAUUUGGCUAAAGGCGAUUUUGUGACUUCUUUUUUUUGGCCCUGGCAAACUAAGGCAAUUCUAGAUGGGAAUGGCCUUGAAAAGGUAGACCCACAACUUGUGGAUGGACAUCUUUCCUAUUUUCUUGGAGCUAUAGGUAUGCCUGGUUUGACUUCCUUGAUUGGAGUACAGGAAAAAGGUCACGUAUCUGCUGGCUCUAAUCAGACAAUGGUUGUCAGUGGAGCAGCAGGUGCCUGCGGAUCUUUGGCUGGGCAGAUUGGCCGACUGCUUGGCUGUUCCAGAGUGGUGGGAAUUUGUGGAACCCAUGAGAAAUGCCUCUUUUUGACUUCAGAACUGGGGUUUGAUGCCGCAGUUAAUUAUAAAAAAGGGAGUGUGGCAGAACAGCUGCAAGAGUCCUGCCCAGCUGGAGUGGAUGUUUACUUUGACAACGUUGGAGGCGACAUCAGCGAUGCAGUGAUAAGUCAGAUGAAUCAGAACAGCCACAUUAUCUGUGGCCAGAUUUCUCAGUACAAUAAAGAUGUGCCUUAUCCUCCUCCACUGCCCCCUGCUGUGGAAGCAAUCCUGAAGGAAAGAAACAUCAAAAGAGAGAGGUUUAUGGUAUUAAAUUACAAAGAUAGAUUUGAGCCUGGAAUUCUUCAGCUGAGUCAGUGGUUUAAAGAAGGAAAGCUAAAGAUCAAGGAGACUGUGAUAAAUGGACUGGAAAACAUGGGAGUUGCAUUCCAGUCCAUGAUGACCGGAGGCAACAUAGGGAAGCAGAUCGUCUGCAUUUCAGAAGAUUCUUCUCUGUAGUCGCUGCAUCUUCAUCAGAGAAACCCUACAUUUCCCACUUUACACGAAGACUAUUAAGACACAUUUAAAAAGUAAUCUUACGAUAUAGACAAUUAUUGGUUUAAAUGUGAUAAUAGUUUCUUAAUUACAUAACCUUAAUCUUCAAUAUCAUAUUCUCUAUACAUCUAACAUGACUGCUUACCAUAAUACAGUGGUUCUCAACCUGUGGGUCAUGGCCCCCCGGGGGGGGUUGUAUAUCAGAUAUCCUGCAUAUCAGAUAUUUACAUGACUAUUAUUCAUAACUAACAAAAUUACAGUUAUGAAGUAACAACAAGAUAAUUUUAUGGUUGGAGACACCAAAACAUGAGGAACUGUAUUAAAGGGUCACAGCAGUAGGAAGCUUGAGAACCACUGCCACAAUAGAUUGAAGUUAGUAUCAUUUGUUUUUCUUUCCUUUUUAUUUUUGACACAGGAUCUCAAUAGUACACACUGGCCUCAAAUUGGUGAUCCUUGUGGCCUCACCUCCUAAGUGCUGGGAUCAUAGGCAUGUACCACUAUGCCUGAUUUAUUUUUCUUACAAUAAUACUAGUAAUAACUAUAUUGGACAUGGUUGUGUUAGUGUAGCUCAGGCUGUGCUGACUCCUCAGGUUCCCCACUGCUGAGACUGCUGGGAUUCCAGGCAGGUGUCACUCACUACCUAGCUAAUUUGUUUAUAAAAACUAAUAUUACAUAUAUUUGUAUCAAAUAUUUAAAAAUCCCUAGAGAGUUAACACAGCUGUUAAUGGAUCAUACAUAAUACAUCUUUAAAUUAGUUUAAAAACUGAGUAAACAUACUGCUAAUCCUAGGUGAGAAGCAGUAAACAUCUGUUGAACUGGGAAAAUUUUUUUAACAUUAUUCUUAAACUUAUUAGAAUUGAGAUGGCCUUUCCAGAUUUUUAAUGACUUUAAAAAUCUUUAUUUUAAGUACCUGCAUGUCUGUCUGUACACCAUGUUCAUGCCUGCUUCCUGCUGGGACUAGAAGAAGGCAUUGGAUCCCUUGGAAGUGGAGAGUUUUGAACCACCAUGUGGGUGCUGGGUUCUUUAAUGCAGGUCCUCUGGUAGAGCAGCAGGUACUCUAAAGUUCUGAGUCAUCUCUCCAGCCUGCCCAAUGAGAGGCUUCUAAUGUAUAAGUAUACAGGGUUGGGGGUAGCACUGGGAGAAUUUAUAGAUUGUGGAACAGUUUUGGGGUAGAAGGGCACAAGUUUUGAGUUGGGAGUGUUAUGUGAAGAGAAAUGAGUUCAGUUGACUUGAUGGAAAGUUCAAAAGACCAGAUUGAUAUCCAGAAGAUGAUCUUUUUGUGGCUGUGUUGCAAGCCUAAGAACUUAUUGUAUAUUGAUAAAAGCUUGUGUUUACUUUAGGAGUCUUUUUUUUUUCUUUUUUUGAGACAGAGUCUGUUAUGUAGCUUGCUAUGUAAUCCAGGCUGUCUUGGAACUCAAAAGAUCCACUUGCCUGUCUGCCUACAGACUGCUUAAGUUAAAGGCCCUGUACCACCAUGCUGGGCCUCUACUUUGGAGGGCAAGUAGAUAGAAACAUCACUCAGAAUUUCAGUGAUUGAAGUGGGUGGGGGAGUGCUCAAGCCAGAACACUAAUGGGUAUUCUAGGGGCUAAUCAGCAAUCCCACCCACUCCCUAUCGAGCCCCAAGUGAACAAGCUUCAGAAAAUGAUAGGACUAAGUAAAUUAGCCGGUGGUUAUAGACACAAAUAUUCCAGAUGUACUGAUGUAUUGAAUUUGUUUUAUUAAUUGUAACUCAACCUUUAGAAUAGCCAAACUGGAGCUGUUUUCUGACUGACUUAUGGCCAAUGUAUAUAGCCAAUGUACUUUAUAGGCAAAACUUACAACAAGUAUAUUAAAAUUGUAUUAGUAAUCACUCAA